UAUAAUCUGAGCUGAUUAGGAAACAGGAAAACAAAUCUCCAGAGCCUCUGCAAGCUCUCCAGGGAGCAAGACGUUCUUUGUACGGAGAGGAGAGGCCAAGGACCAGAAAAACAAAACAAAAGAGGACCAGAGUUACUUAGAAAGUUAAGGCCUACAUUAGUUGGCUACAUUACAGAUAACAGUCCAUGACACUAUAGUGAAGUGGAUUUCAAUUUAUUUUUAGGAGCGGUCCCCACCGGCAGGCAAAUUAAUCUGGACACGUAGGACAGCUAACUGCAGGCUUUUGUUAUUUCAGCUUCUUCUCUAGACAUUCAACACUCUCUGGCUUCUGUCUGGAUUGCAAGCCAGGAUGCCCUCCAAUGACAGUAAAGCCCUAAAGCUACAGUUUGGACUUAUUAAUCACGAAAACCGUUAUCUAACUGCGGAGGUCUUUGGCUUCAAGGUGAAUGCUUCAGCUCUGAGUCUCAAGAAGAAGCAGAUCUGGACUUUGGAGCAAGAUGAGCAGGAUGGUCAGGUGGUUUACCUGCGCAGUCAUCUGGGUCGCUACUUGGCUUCCGACAAAGAUGGCAAGGUGAGCUGUGAGGCUGAGAUUAAAGAGAAUGACUGUCGCUUUCUAAUUGUGGCACAGUCAGAUGGUCGUUGGGCCCUGCAGUCUGAGCCACAUCUCCGCUUUUUUGGAGGUUCAGAGGACUACCUCUCCUGCUUUUCUCAGACCAUUAGUGAGGCAGAACUAUGGGCCAUGCAUCUUGCCCUGCAUCCACAGGCCAAUCUGCUCAGUGUAGCCCGCAAACGCUACGCCCACCUGGCAUCCCCUGAGGGAGAGAUUGCUGUGGACAGCAACAUCCCAUGGGGUGUUGAUUCUCUUCUAACUCUUGUGUACAUGGAUGGCAAAUAUUGUCUUAAGACCAGUGACAGUCGUUUCUUGAGCAAUGAUGGGAAGCUGUCCUACGAGAAUGCCCGUGGGACGGGUUACACCUUGGAACUGAAGUCAGGCAAGUUGGCCUUCAAGGACUGUGAGGGGAAGUAUCUGGCCCCAAUGGGGCCCACUGGAACCUUGCGUUCCGGACGCUGCUCCAAACCCGGGAAGGAUGAGCUGUUUGAUCUUGAGGAGAGCCAUCCACAAGUGGUGUUUCAGGCCGCCAACAACAGAUUUGUCUCCAUCCGACAGGGUGUGAGUGUCUCAGCCAAUCAGGACGAUGAGACAGACUUGGAGACGUUUCAAAUGGAAAUUGAUAAAGACGCCAGAAAGUGUAAAUUCAGAACUAAUGAAGGGAAUUACUGGACGCUUGUUGCUCAUGGAGGCAUUCAGUCAACAGCCACAGAAGCCUGUGCCAACACCAUGUUUGACAUAGUGUGGCUUGGUCGGCGGGUGGCAUUGCGAGCCAGCAAUGGAAAAUACGUAUGCACCAAGAAAAAUGGCCAGCUUGCUGCAGUCAGUGACUCUGUGGGUGAGGAUGAGCAACUGGUUCUGAAACUGAUCAAUCGACCCAUUCUGAUCCUGAGAGGAGAGAAUGGCUAUGUAUGUCACCACAAGAACUCUAAUACACUGGAUGCCAACCGUUCAGUUUAUGACAUAUUUACGCUCUAUUUCAGUGAUGGUGCAUACCAUAUUAAAGGUGCUGGUGGCAAGUUUUGGUAUGUGUCCACCAGUGGAUUGGUGUGCUCUGAUGGUGACACACCUGAAGAUUUCUGCUUUGAAUUCCUGGAGCAUGGACGGAUAGCUUUAAGGGGCAAAAAUGGCAAAUAUCUGAGAGGAGACCAAGGAGGCAACCUGAAAGGAGAUGGAGAAAAUGCAGACAGCUCGUCCCUCUGGGAAUACUGACAACUUUUGGACAUUUAAGGAACUGUCAUUCACCUGUGUUAAACUCUUGGAUUUACAGCCGUGAGGCAUCAAAUUUGUACAAUUGAGUUUGAACGUUUGGACAUCUCUGUUUUCCAUCAGUCAUUUGAUAUAGAGUCAGUACUCACCAUUACACAUGUACUCUUACCAUAUCAGGAUUAUUUGCUUAUACAAAAUGAGCUUGUAGAAAAAGAAUGCACACAAAUGACAAGAACUGAAUCUUUACCAUAUCGGCUCACUGUCACUCACUAAAUAAACUGCAGCUGUGCUGCAAAACAAGUGUGUGGCAUAGCUAUAGACCUUUUUUUUUUUUUCGUUUUUUUUUUUUUCACAUAAUCUGUUGACAUAUUUCUGCUUUAAUUGAGCAGUUUAAAUAAAGCAAACUAUUUUCCCUCUCUCUUAAUGCACAUUUAAUGUAUGUUCAUAUAACUGUACAUUUUGUUUAAUUACCUUGGCAGUAAUUAAAAAUAAUUCAGCAAACUAGUCAACACUUCUGCAGCUGAGUUUCAAAUACAGCUGCUCAGGUAGUGACAGUAAAUUUGGCACCUUUAAUCUCUUCUGAAAAAGGUAACGCUGCAAAAAAAAAAUCCCAUUUAAUUCUCAAAUCUACCUGCCAUUUACCCUGCUAUAGUUAUAUAUCCGUGCUCCAAACCUAAAAAAUGUGAGAGUCCAUAAUCUAAAGCAACAAUAAAAGUGGGUGAGUAAUACGAAUAUUAAAAUAUUUUGAAUAAUUAAAAUAGGCUAUAAGUGGCAAAUCUAUAACAUCUCUGUUAAUUUUGGAACCACAAUUUUUGCAUUUUUUUUUUAACCUAAAUAACUCUUUUUGUCUUUCAUAUAUGUUGUUGUUUGUUACAUUCCUCAUUGUCUUGCCAGUUCCAGUGAAUCUUAUUUUAUGAGAAUUGUUUCUUUAAGCUUUCUAGAAAUUAACUGACAGAGAAGCCAAACAAUGACCGAAAC
Myxocyprinus asiaticus (Chinese sucker) is the source of this 2797-nucleotide messenger RNA. Its product is annotated as fascin-2-like. NCBI's taxonomy places the organism in Eukaryota, Metazoa, Chordata, Actinopteri, Cypriniformes, Catostomidae. The transcript has 5 exons. The record is from RefSeq and is a predicted model, not a curated record. Gene Ontology annotation, molecular function: actin filament binding; protein-macromolecule adaptor activity. Gene Ontology annotation, cellular component: actin cytoskeleton; cytoplasm. Gene Ontology annotation, biological process: actin filament bundle assembly; cell migration; establishment or maintenance of cell polarity. Bases 350 to 1822 code for a protein of 490 amino acids.